UGAUUCCCUUCCUUGCGGAAACGUUGUUUUGGCGCCGAAGGUUUCAAUCGCAUUUCUGCGCGGGUAAUGUCCUUUUGUUGUUAGCUAAACACGAAGUUUAAUUGUAGUGUAUAACCAGUAAUUCACUACAUCAGAAAACUACAAGACAGCAUGCAGCGAAGCAUAUCAUCUUUCUUUCAGCCCAAAACGGGCAAAGAGAAGGAGAGCAAAAAAAGUGCUGGACCGGGGAAAGACGAGCCGGUGAAAGACAAGCCAGAACCAAUCAAAAGGCCUCUCAAAGUUCAGAAUGGGGUCCAUGAAGAUCCUGAUUCGCCCGUGAAGAAGUUCACUAAACGCAGUCGUCAGAUCUUGGACAGUGAUGAUGAGGCUCCAAACGGAAUAGAACAGGAGCCAGAGGACAAGGCUGUGCAACCCAAGGAUGAAGUAUUCAAGGCUGUUACCAACCCCCUGUCCCCCGCCUCUCCAGUGACCUCAUCCGCCUCCCCUACCCCUGGAACCCCUGACACCCCCACUUCCAUCUCACCCUCCGGAAUACCCAAACGCCGCACCGCGAGGAAGCAGUUCCCCAAGAGAAAGCUGGACAGCAGGAGUGGCAGUGAAAAGGAGGAGGAAGAACAAGGACAGCAGAAUAAAAGGGCAAAGGUUGAGGAGACGCAGGACAGCACCGAGAAUGAAGAGGAAGCGAUGGACGUGGGAGGAGAGAACAGUGUGGAUAAGCCUGAGGUGGUGCAGAACAACCCGGAGGAGAAAGACACGGAUGAAGAGAAGACCAAAGAUGGAGAGAAGGAGAAAGCACUUGAUGUCAAAGUGACCGUGACCGAGGAGGAAAAAGGAAAAAGUGAAAAGGCUAAAGAGAGAAGUCCUAAGGGUCAAAAGGCUAAAGAGAGAAGUCCUAAGGGUCAAAAGGUUAAAGAGAGAAGUCCUAAGGGUCAAAAGGUUAAAGAGAGAAGUCCUAAAGAGAGAAGUCCUAAGGGUCACAAGUCUGUAAAGGAUGGCAAAGACAUGAAAGAAGAGAAAGUGUCAGAAAGCCCCCAAGCCAAAAAAGCACCCACCAUCAGCAGUUUCUUUGCUCCCAGGAAGGCUGCUGUAAAGAUGGAGAAACCAGAGAAGAGCGAGGGAGAGGGAAAGGAGAAGAGCGAGGGAAAGGAGAAGAGCGAGGGAAAGGAGAAGAGCGAGGGAGAGAAGGGAAAGGGUAAGAAGAAGAGCAAGGGAAAGGAGAAGAGCGAGGGAAAGGAGAAGAGCGAGGGAAAGGAGAAGAGCGAGGGAAAGGAGAAGAGCGAGGGAAAGGAGAAGAGCGAGGGAAAGGGUAAGGAGAAGAGCGAGGGAAAGGGUAAGGAGAAGAGCGAGGGUAAGGGUAAGGAGAAGAGCGAGGGUAAGGGUAAGGAGAAGAGCGAGGGAAAGGGUAAGGAGAAGAGCGAGGGAAAGGGUAAGGAGAAGAGCGAGGGAAAGGGUAAGGAGAAGAGCGAGGGAAAGGGUAAGGAGAAGAGCGAGGGAAAGGGUAAGGAGAAGAGCGAGGGAGAGGGUAAGGAGAAGAGCGAGGGAGAGGGUAAGGGGAAGAGCGAGGAGUAUAUAAAGGAAGAGGCGACGGUGUCCCGUACCACGGAGGACGUUAAAGACAAGAAAGGAGAGAAGAAUGCCCAGGCGCAGUAUGAUCCGUCCAGACCCAACUACCACCCUGUAGACCACGCCUGCUGGAGCCGGGGACAGAGGGUCCCGUAUUUGGCUGUUGCACGCACCUUUGAAAAGAUUGAGGAAGAUUCUGGCAGAUUGAGGAACAUUGAAACAUUAUCAAAUCUCCUACGCUCUGUUAUCAUCCUCUCUCCAGAGGACCUGCUGUGCUGCGUCUACCUGUGUCUCAAUCAGCUGGGUCCUGCUUACAUGGGGCUGGAGCUGGGAGUGGGAGAAACUGUUCUGAUGAAGGCUGUCGCCCAAGCUACUGGGCGACAGUUGGACAAAAUCAAGGCGGAGGCUGCAGAGAAGGGGGACUUGGGGUUGGUGGCUGAGAGUUCCCGUAACAACCAGAGAAUUAUGUUCCAGCCAGCCAAUCUGAUUGCAGGGGGUGUGUUCAACAAACUGAAAGACAUCGGGAACAUGAGUGGGAAUUCUGCCAUGAAUAAGAAGAUUGACAUCAUCAAAGGUCUCUUUGUAGCCUGUCGUUUCUCUGAAGCCAGAUACAUUGUCAGGUCGCUGGCAGGGAAGCUGAGGAUUGGCUUGGCUGAACAGAGUGUACUGUCUGCCCUGAGUCAGGCCGUGUGUCUGUCUCCUCCAGGACAAGACUUCCCUCCGGCGGUGAUUGACGCAGGGAAAGGAAUGAGUGCAGAAAAACAGAAAGCUUGGAUAGAAGAGAAGAGCCUUCUCCUCAAACAGACUUACUGUGAGAUGCCCAACUAUGAUGUCAUCAUCCCAGUCAUUCUGAAGGAGGGGAUUGAUGAACUCCCCAACCACUGCAAACUCACUCCAGGUGUACCGUUGAGGCCCAUGCUGGCUCACCCCACCAAAGGUGUAGGAGAGGUGAUGAAGAGAUUUGAUGAAGCCGCCUUCACCUGCGAGUACAAGUAUGAUGGAGAACGAGCACAGAUCCAUAUCUUGGAGAACGGGGAAGUGCGUAUUUUCAGUCGCAACCAGGAGGAUAAUACCACCAAAUAUCCUGACAUCAUCUCUCGCAUUCAUACGGUAAAGAAUGAGUCUGUGAUAUCCUGUGUGUUGGACACUGAGGCAGUAGCUUGGGACAGAGAGAAGAAACAGAUCCAACCGUUCCAGGUUCUCAUCACACGGAAGAGAAAGGAUGUGGCUGCAGCUGAUAUCAAGGUCCAAGUGUGUGUGUACGCCUUCGACCUGCUGUAUCUCAAUGGAGAGUCUCUAGUGAAGCAGCCCUUGUCAUGUCGCAGGGCUCUGUUGAAGAAGAGCUUCCAGGAGAAGGAGGGAGAGUUUGCGUUCGCCCGCGCCAUCGACUCAGACAACACAGACGUCAUAGCUGAGUUCCUGGAGCAAUCGGUUCGAGACUCCUGUGAGGGACUCAUGGUGAAGACUCUGGAGAAAAAUGCCACGUAUGAAAUCGCCAAGCGCUCUCACAACUGGCUCAAGCUGAAGAAGGAUUAUCUGGAUGGCGUGGGGGACACGAUGGAUCUGUGUGUGAUCGGAGCCUAUCUGGGGAAGGGCAAGAGAGCAGGGACCUACGGAGGCUUUCUGCUCGCCUGCUACGAUGAGGACAAUGAAGAGUUCCAGUCCGUCUGCAAGAUUGGGACAGGUUUCAAGGAUGAAGAUUUGGAGCAACAUUAUACAUUCUUAAAGGAGCAUAUUUUGCCAAAGCCCCGCCCCUAUUACCGUGUGGACCAAUCAACUGAGCCCGACUUGUGGCUCGAUGCCGUGCAAGUAUGGGAAGUGAAGUGUGCCGACCUAUCGCUGUCGCCGAUCUACAAGGCUGGCAUGGGAUUGUGUGACCCAGAGAAGGGCAUCUCUCUUCGGUUCCCACGCUUCCUGAGGAUCAGAGAUGAUAAGAAGCCGGAGGAGGCCACUUCAGGUGGACAGAUUGCUGAUUUAUACAGGAAGCAGCAGGUUGUUCAGAAUCAGGGUGACAAAGCUGACCUCGAGGACUACUACUGACCUCUGACCCGAUCAGCUGCCCAUCCAGUCGCCAAUAACUCGGGUGAAACCUCAAUGUGUACAUAAUUAUUAUUAUUGUUUUUUUAAAUGAUGAACCUGAAUAUGGCUCUGCCAAUGCAAAAAUGAAAGUGAAGACCCUGUGAACAGCUGUGUUGCUAGAUAUAUAGGCGUUGCCAAUGUUAUGAGGUUAAACAGUUUGUUGUUGUACCUAAGGCUUAUUUUGUGGGGGGAUCGUAUUCACACCAGUAUAAAGUACAGUUGUCAAAUCACCGUGAUGUAUGUGAAUAAAGGCUUUUGCUAAUUUUAUAAUA
Messenger RNA from Oncorhynchus keta (chum salmon), 3914 nucleotides. It is a transcript of the gene lig1, whose product is annotated as ligase I, DNA, ATP-dependent. Gene Ontology annotation, biological process: Okazaki fragment processing involved in mitotic DNA replication; DNA recombination; DNA repair. The transcript is spliced from 28 exons. Gene Ontology annotation, cellular component: nucleus; mitochondrion. Lineage: Eukaryota; Metazoa; Chordata; Actinopteri; Salmoniformes; Salmonidae. Gene Ontology annotation, molecular function: DNA ligase (ATP) activity; ATP binding; DNA binding. The record is from RefSeq and is a predicted model, not a curated record. The coding region runs from base 151 to 3603 and encodes 1150 amino acids.